Molecule: messenger RNA, 7572 nt
Organism: Sphaerodactylus townsendi
Lineage: Eukaryota; Metazoa; Chordata; Lepidosauria; Squamata; Sphaerodactylidae
Product: trichohyalin-like
Exons: 7
Coding region: 1-7572 (2523 amino acids)
Molecular function (GO): Hsp70 protein binding
Source: RefSeq, a predicted model, not a curated record
AUGGACCCCAGGAAAGUUCACAGUAGCAACAUCGACCAGCACAGUCAAAAGACUGUAAACUCUGAAGAUCGGUUAUUCGUGCUGGAGUCUUCUGAAACCGUAAGCCACUCCUUAUCAACCCCUUUGGACAACAUAUAUGCAUGUGAUGGGGGAGGCGGGUUUCUGGUCGGUAUUAGAAGCAAUGAGAAUGGUUGGAGAUUUCCAAAUGGCCUUCAAGACACAGCUUCUGAAGAUGCGCAGUCACCUGAUGAGGAAGGGGAUCUAAUCAACAAAAAAAGUAGGCAGGCGUUUGAAGCUUUGGCUAACAGUGAGCUUCAGAGAGCCAUUGGGCUGUUCACAGAAGCCAUUGGGUUGAAUCCACAUCUUCCCAAUUUGUACCUAAGCAGAGCCAAUGUCUUUGUGCAGCUGGAAGACCUGCAGGCUGCCAUUGGAGACUGCGACACAGCCAUUCGACUCAAUCCCAAUGCAUCACAGCCGUUCAAAUUGCGAGGAAAAGUACUCCAGAUUUUGGGCCGUUGGACAGAGUCGGCAUGUGACUUUGCUUUAGCGUGCAAAUUGGAUUACGAUGCCGAGGUCGACGCUGUGCUGAAGAGACUGAAGAUGGAGUUUGAAAGGAUUUUGGUGAGACAGGCUGAGCAUAUGGCCCCAAGACUUCAGGAGCCCACGAUAGUGGAGAUUGCGAAGAAGGGACAAGCAACUUCACAGGGGCAAGGAAACAGCUGGAGAGAGGACGCUCCUGGCGUGCCUUUGAAGAAUGGCACAGAGGAGUCAAUCAUGCUGGCCCCUACUGGUUAUCCGCAAGAGAUGAUACAUGAAAAUAUGGAGAUUGCAGCUCAGACGUGGAAGCGGGCAAGCAAAAAAAAGGAGGAGGCCCUUGCUGCUGUGGAGAAAGGUCAACUGCCAAGGGCCAUUGCCCUGUUUACUGAAGCGAUCAAAUUAAACCCCCGUGUUCCUGACUUGCAUACAAGCAGAGCCAAGACUUUCCUGCAGCUGCGUCUAGCCAAUGCUGCCAUAAGAGACUGCAACCGAGCUAUAUCCCUGAACCCUCACUCAGCAUUAUCAUAUAAGUGCCGGGGGGCAGCGUACCGUCACGUCCGACACUGGCAAGAGGCCGCUGAAGAUCUGGCUUUGGCCUGUCAAUUAGAUUAUGACGAAAGCACCUAUGCAAUGCUAGAGGAGGUCCAAGCCGAGGCCCGCAAAAUGACUCUGCCGGCAGGGCGUGACAAGGAUGCCACUUCUGAAGUACAAGGACCGAGAGAUCAGGAAGGAGAUCGACAAAAAUGUGUAGAGAAAUCUGAGAGUGAGGAAGUUGAUCUGGACGUUGACACUCUAGAGGUGGCAGAACCAGACGAUGACGCCUCACAAGAGAUGGGGGACGAAAGGUUGCAGGUGACGGAAGAAAUGCGGAAACAGGCCAGUGAAUGGAAGAGGGAGGGCUGUGAUGCAGUCAAUAAGGGAGACCUUAUAGGAGCAAUCAAGCUCUUCACCAAGGCCAUUAAACUCAAUCCACACCUUACCACCUUAUACGCAAACCGGGCCAGCGUCUAUCUGAAGCUUGGUAACCCCUCUUCUGCCAUCAGAGACUGUGAUAAAGCCAUACAGCUGAACCCUGAUUUGGCACAACCUUACAAGUGGAGAGGAAAAGCAUGGUGGCUACUUGGUUACUGGCAGAAGGCUGAACAGGAUCUUGCCAUGGCUUGUCAGCUGGAUUAUGAUGAAGAAUCCUAUGCUAUGUUAAAGGAGGUACAACCGAAGGCUCUGAAAAUUGCCAGAUACUGCAGGAAGCAUGAGCAGAAACGGGAGGAAAGAAAAUGUAACGAUGGACUGGAUAAAAUUCAGAAAGCUCGUGGAAAACACGAAGGAAUUCAAACGAGCCAAGCAGAGCCAGAAAACGAUCACAGCAGAACUACAGAAUGCCAAUGGAGCAUUCGGGGGCAAAGUGUAAAAGAACAACAAAAUGUCAGAAAGGCAGCACUAAGGAAACAGGAGGGCACAGGUCAAAAGGAGCUGGAGGGAAGUCUGCAGGAAGACGUGAGGCAGCAAUGGAUAUCUUACAAAGAGACUGCAGAACAAGAAAAUUUUCAGCAAAACUUAUUGGAAGAACGAGGACAUUCUCAGCCCAAAGAACUCAAAAAUCAUGGAUUGGUCCAGCACAAAGAGUUGGAAGAAAAGUUGAGAGAACUUCAAGAGGAGUUGGAGGAAAAACUGAGAGCUCAAGAAGAAGAACUGGAAAGAUCACAGCAGAAGAUACUGAAACAGCAAGAGGAAGCCUCCCAAAAGCUCCUAGAAGAACAAGAGAGAGCCCACAAAAUGGCUUUAGAGGAACUAGCAACUGUUCAGCAACUGGCUCUGGAUGAGCUGGCAAUAGCUCAGAAGAAAGCUUUGGAAGAGCAGGGAAGAGCUCAGCAGCAGGCUCUGGAGGAACAGGAAAGAGCUCAGAAAGUAUUGGAAACAGCUCAUAAGCAGACACUGGAGGAACAGGAAAGAGCUCAGAUGGCAACAAGAAUAGAACAGGAGCAAGCACAGAAAAAAUCUUUAGAAGAAAAGAAGAGGAUUGAGGCAGCACUAGAAGAACUUGCAAAUACUCAGAGAAAGAUCCUACACGAACAACAAAAGGCUGAGAAGAAAGUAUUGAAGGAAAAAGAGCUCGUAAAAAAGGCUCAAGAAGAACUUUCAGAAAUCAAGAAAAAAAUCCUAGAGGACCUGGAAAAAGCCAAGAAAGCAAAGCGAGAACGAGAGAUGGCUGAGGCAGCCCUGGAAGAGCUUUCAAAGACUCAUAGGAAGGUCACAGAAGAACAAGAAAGAGCUGAGGAGAAAGCAAAGGAGGAACGAAAGAUGGUUGAAGCACACCUAGAAGAACUUGUGAAGAUUCAGAAAAAGAUCCUUGAUGCACAAGAAGAAGCAGAAAAGAAAGCAAUGCAUGAAACACAGAGAGCUCAAAAAGCCAAGGAAGAACUUUCAGAAAUUCAGCUAAUGAUCCUUGAAGAACAAGAAAGAGCUAAAAAAGCAAGACAGGAACGAGAAAUUACUCAUAGGAAGGUCAUUGAAGAGCAGGAAAUGACUGAAAAGAAAGCAAAAGAAGAAAGGAAGAUGACUGAAGCAGACCUAGAAGAACUUGGGAAAAUUCAGAAGAAGAUCCUGGAUGAACAAAAAGAAGCAGAAAAUAAAGCAAUGUUUGAAAUACAGAAAGUUCAAAAAGCCAAGGAAGAACUUUCAGAAAUGGUGUCAAAGGUCCUCGAUGAACGGGAAAAGACUAAAAAAGCAGCAGAAGAACUAGAUAGGAUCAUGGCAGAUUUGGAAGAACUUGCAAAGACUCACAGGAAGGUUGUAGAGGAACAGGAAGAAGCUGAGAGGAAAGCAAAAGAGGAACGAAAAAUGGCUGAAGCAGACCUAGAAAAACUUGAAAAAAUUCAGAGAAAGAUCCUAGAUGAACAAGAAGAAGCAGAAAAGACAGCAAUGUAUCAUAUCCAGACAGCUCAAAAAGCCAAGGAAGAACUUUCAGAAAUUCAGAUAAAGGUCCUUGAAGAACAGGAAAGGGCUAACAAAGCAACAAAAGAACGAGAAAUAGCAGAGUCAGCAUUGGAAGAGUUUUCAAUGAUUCAUAGGAGAGUUCUAGAAGAACAGGAAAGAGCUGGAAAAAAAGCAAUGCAAGACAGAAUGGUAGCUGAGGCAGCCCUGGAAGAGCUCUCAAAGAAUCAUAAGAAGAUCCUAGAAGAACAAGAAGGAGCUGUGAAGAAAGCGAAGGAGGAUAGAGAGAUGGCUGAAGCAGACCUAGAAGAACUUGCAAAAGUUCUGGGAAACAUCCUAGAUGAACAGGAAGAAACAGAAAAGAAAGCAAUGCAUCAUAUCCAGACAGCUCAAAAAGCCAAGGAAGAACUUUCAGAAAUUCAGAUAAAGAUCCUUGAAGAACAGGAAAGAGCUAAAAAAGCAAGACAGGAACGAGAAAUUGCUGAAGCAACCCUGGAAGAACUUACAAAGAAUCAUAGGAAGGUCAUAGAAGAGCAGGAAAGGGCUGAGAUGAAAGCAAAGGAGGGACGAAUGAUGGUUGAGGCAGACCUAGAAAAGAUUGCAAAAAUUCAGGGAAAGAUCCUAGAUGAAAAAGAAGCAGAAAAGAAAGCAAUAUGUCAUAUUCAGACAGCUCAAAAAGCCAAGGAGGAACUUUCAGAAAUUCAAUUAAUGAUCCUUGAAGAACAAGAAAGAGCUAAAAAAGCAAGACAGGAACGAGAAACUGCUGAAGCAAUCCUGGUAGAACUUACAAAGACUCAUAGGAAGGUCAUAGAAGAGCAGGAAAGGGCAGAGAGGAAAGCAAAGGAGGAACGAAUGAUGGUUGAAGCAGACCUAGAAGAGCUUGCAAAAAUUCAGAGAAAAAUCCUAGAUGAACAAGAAGAAAAAGAGAAGAAAGCAAUGUAUCAUAUCCAGACAGCUCAAAAAGCCAAAGAAGAAUUUUCAGAAAUUCAGAUAAUGAUCCUUGAAGACCAAGAAAGAGCUAAAAAAGCAAGACAGGAGCGAGAAAUUGCUGAAGCAACCCUGGAAGAACUUAUAAAGACUCAUAGGAAGGUCAUAGAAGAACAUGAAAUAGUGGAGAGGAUAGCAAAGGAGGGACGAAUGAUGGUUGAAGCAGACCUAGAAGAGCUUGCAAAAAUUCUGAAAAACAUCCUAGAUGAACAGGAAGAAGCAGAAAAGACAGCCACAACGGAAGCUGAGGCAGCCGUGGAAGAGCUCUCAAAGAAUCAUAAGAGGAUCCUAGAAGAACAAGAAGCAGCUGUGAAGAAAGCGAAGGGGGAUAGAGAGAUGGCUGAAACAGACCUAGAAGAACUUGCAAAAGUUCUGGGAAACAUCCUAGAUGAACAGGAAGAACCAGAAAAGAAAGCAACGUAUCAUAUCCAGACUGCUCAAAAAGCCAAGGAAGAACUUUCAGGAAUUCAGAUAAAGAUCCUUGAAGAACAGGAAAGAGCUAAAAAAGCAAGACAGGAACGAGAAAUUGCAGAAGCAACCCUGGAAGAACUUACAACGACACAUAGGAAGGUCAUACAAGAGCAGGAAAGGGCUGAGAGGAAAGCAAAGGAGGAACGAAAGAUGGCUGAAGCAGACCUAGAAGAAAUUGCAAAGAUUCAGAGAAAGAUCCUAGUUGAACAAGAAGAACUGGAACAGAAAGCACUGUAUCAUAUCCAGACAGCUCAAAAGGCCAAGGAAGAACUUUCAGAAAUUCAGAUAAAGAUCCUUGAAGAACAAGAAAGAGCUAAAAAAGCAAGACAGGAACGAGAAAUUGCUGAAGAAACCCUGGAAGAACUAACAAAGACUCAUAGGAAGGUCAUAGAAGAGCAUGAAAGGGCUGAAAGGAUAGCAAAGGAGGGAAGAAUGAUGGCUGAAGCAGACCUAGGAAAGCUUGCAAAAAUUCAGAGAAAGAUCCUAGAUGAACAACAACAAGAAGAAAAGAAAGCAAUGCAUCAUAUCCAGACAGCUCAAAAAGCCAUGGAGGAACUUUCACAAAUUCAGAUAAAGAUCCUUGAAGAACAAGAAAGAGCUAAAAAAGCAAGACAGGAACGAGAAAUUGCUGAAGCAAUCCUGGAAGACCUUACAAAGACUCAUGGGAAAGUCAUAGAAGAGCAUGAAAGGGCUGAGAGGAAAGCAAAGGAGGAACGAAAAAUGGCUGAAGCAGACCUAGAAGAGCUUGCUAAAAUCCAGAGAAAGAUCCUAGCUGAACAAGAAGAACUGGAACAGAAAGCAAUGUAUCAUAUUCAGACAGCUCAAAAAGCCAAGGAGGAACUUUCAGAAAUUCAGAUAAAGAUCUUUGAAGAGCAGGAAAGAGCUAAAAAAGCAAGACAGGAACGAGAAAUUGCUGAAGCGACCCUGGAAGAACUUACAAAGACUCAUAGGAAGGUCAUAGAAGAACAUGAAAGGGCUGAGAGGAAAGCAAAGGAGGGACAAAUGAUGGCUGAAGCAGACCUAGAAGAAGUUGCAAAUAUUCAGAGAAAGAUCCUAGGUGGACAAGAAAAACUGGAACAGAAAGCAAUGUAUGAAAUACAGAGAGCUCGAAAAGCCAAAGAGGAACUUUCAGAAAUUCAGAUAAAGAUCCUAGAAGAACAAGAAAGCGCUAAAAAGGCAAAGCAGGAACGAGAAAUUGCUGAAGCAACUCUGGAAGAACUUACAAAGGCUCACGGGAAGGUCAUAGAAGAGCAUGAAAGGGCUGAGAGGAAAGCAAAGGAGGAACGAAAGAUGGCUGAAGCAGACCUUGAAGAAAUUGCAAAGAUUCAGAGAAAGAUCCUAGGUGAACAAAAAGAACUGGAACAGAAAGCAAUGUAUGAAAUACAGAGAGCUCGAAAAGCCAAGGAGGAACUCUCAGAAAUUCAAAGAAAGAUCCUAGAAGAACAGGAACAGGCUGAAAAAGUAGUGAAAGAGCGAGAGUUUGCUGAGGCAGCCCUAAAAGAACUUUCAAGGAUUCAUGAGGCAGUCCUAGAAGAGCAGGCUAUGGCUGAGGAAAAAGCAAGAAAGAUAGAAAAAGCAAGACGAGAAGAAGAACUGAUCAAAAUCCAGGGAAUGGUGCUCCAAGAACAAGAAAGGGCGAAGAAAGCAGUCAAAGAAAGGCAUGUGGCUGAGGCUGCCCUGGCAACACUUUCAGAGAUUCACAGGCAGACCUUGCAAGAUCAGGAAAAGGCUGAGCAGAAAGUGAUUAAAGAAACGGAGAACAUGCAGAAGGCCCAGGAAGAACUUUCAAAGAUCCUGUGUAAGUCCCAAGAAGAACAGGAAAAGGCUAACAAAGCCAUAAGAGAGAGAGAAACAGCUGAGGCAGCCCUGAAAGAAUUUUCAGAGGUUCAAAGAAAGGUCUUGGAAGAACUGGAAAGGGUGGAGAAAAGAGCAGUAAAAGAGAGGGAGAAUGCACAGCGAGCCCAAGAAGAACUGGCGCUUGCUCAAGGAAAGGCUCUGGAGGAGCUGGAGGCAACUCGGAGAAAGAUCACAGAAGAAACGGAAAGUGCUCAACAAAAGGCCCAAGAAGAGCAGAAGAGAGCACAGCUGGCGAUGGAAGAAUUGGAGAAAGCACAUGAUAGAGCCAUGGAGAAACAGCAGAGAAUUCAGAAGGUAGCCUUUGAAGAACAGAGGAAAGCUAGGAUGUUGCUCAAAGAACUAGAGAAAACACAGAAAAAGGCUUUGGAGAAACAAGAGAGAGAGCAGAAACUGGCCCUAGAUGAACAACUGAGAGCUCGCCAUGCCAUAGAGGAAUUGGGAAAACAUCGGAAAGUAGCUUUGGAAGAACAGAAGGCUGCCCUGGCAGAACAGCAGAAAGCAAAGAAGAUGCUUAAGGAACUGGAAGAAGCACAGAGAAAGGCUACGGAAGACUUGGCCAAGGCUCAGAAGGCUGCCCUAGACCAACAACAGAUGGCUGAGAAGAAGGCCUUGGAAGAACGGGAAAGAGCACGACUAGCCAUGGGAGAACUGGAGAGACCAAGACAGCAGGCCCCGGGGGAAAUGGGAAGAGCACCCAAUAAAAAUCCAAUGCCAACCCCAGAGGAUCUUGGGAAGGGUUCGUCGAGACCUUUACCAAAUUCUAUUUUGGACUUCCAUGAAACUGAGUGA